AUGGCGGCGGCGGGCGGGGGCGGCGCCGCGGUGUCGGUGCUGGCGCCCAGCGGGCGGCGGGUCACGGUGCGGGUGGGGCCCGGUACGGUCCUGCUCCAGGUCCUCGAGGAGGUCUGCAGGAAGCAGGGCGGCAGCCCUGGCGAGUACGGCCUGAAAUUUCAGAGGACUGUUUUGGACCUGUCUUUGCAGUGGAGAUUUGCUAGGCUGCCCAACAAUGCCAAACUGGAGAUGGUGCCAGUCUCUAACAGAGCAGGAGCUGGAACCACGGUUCGGAUAGCGUUACAACUAGAUGAUGGCUCCCGUUUGCAAGACACCUUCCUCUGCCAACAGACCUUGUGGGAACUUCUCAACCACUUUGCAAAGAUCAGGGAGUUGAUGGAACAGCACAGUGAAUUGUCUCCAGUCUGUAUUUACAUGCGAGAUGAGAUAUCAGGAAAAGAUGCCCUGGAGAAGACAACACUAAAAUCACUUGGCCUGAUUGGAGGCAAUGCCAUUGUCAGAGUUGUCAUGAAGAAAUGCAGUUCAUCUGGUGGGGAGGAAGUUGUGGGUGCCACGGUGCCUUGUAAUGAGCCAACAGUGAGGCAAGGCUCUAUGGAAGAAGCAGUGGAUGUGCCUCUACCUCAAGCAAGCACCUUUCCAAAGGACUUGGAGCACAGGGACGCGGCUAUAUCUUUAAACAGCUGCACGCACAAGCAAGACUCAAUUAAAGAUUCUCAUGCUGGCUUGGAGGAGCUAUGGCAUUCCCCAGAGCCUGAGCCUACCCCAUUUGUCCCUUUUUUUGGAGAUGGAGAGCACCUGGGGGACUCUCCUGUAGCUGUACCAUCUUCAAAGCUGCCAACAACUGUUUCCAGCCCUGGAGGCCCUUCUAAGCCAAAGAAGUCUAAGAACAGCCAAGAACUGCAAAAGGAGCAAGAACAGCUUGUAGAACGAGAGCCUCUUAUAUGUCACCUAGACCUACUGGAACAACUUCCUGAUGGCCCAGAAGAGCUUCCUGAUGAAUUUUUUGAAGUCACGGUGGAUGAUGUACGGAAACGUUUGGCACAGCUGCAGAAUGAGAGGAAACACCUGGAAGAGGCUCCACUGAUGACAAAGUCUUUGAAGGAGUCCCAGCUGAAGGAGAAGUUGGAGCGUUACCCAAAGGUGGUGUUGAGAGUUCGUUUUCCAGACCGCCAUGUUCUACAGGGGUUCUUCCAUCCCACUGAAACUGUUGGCAUUUUGAAAGACUUUGUAAGAAGCCACCUUGCCGAUGCAGAGUUGCCAUUUUACUUGUUUGUUGCACCUCCCAGAAUCAUCUUGAACGAUGAAAGUCUGACGCUGUUUGAGGCUAAACUUUUUCCAACUGCUGUCAUUCAUUUUGGAUCGGAGGAAUCCAGGGCUUGUUACCUGAAAUCGAACCUGCUGAGCUCUGUGGUUUCUCCUUCUGCAGCUGAUUUAUUAGUAGCCAGAUCAUUAGCUUCUUCUCCUUCAUCAACUUUAGCAUCAGUGGCUCCAUCCCUAUCUGAACCAGAAGUGGGAAGUGACAAAAAGACCGUUGAGCAGCCAGAAGCAGUCAGCACUGAGAGAGCUCCGCAAGUGUUUAGGAAGGCCCCUGGGAAAAUACCCAAAUGGCUGAAGCUUCCAGCAGUGACCAGAACCCUCAGCCACUAGAUCAUGUUACUGAGAAAUUAGUGGAAAGAGAUGAAGCAUCCUGGGCUGCUGGACCACUGUGCAGCUGUCAGCUGUGCCCUUUUCUCCACGAAUUUACUAAGAAUCUGUAAAAUGUGUUGUGGCCCUGGAGAGAUCUAAUCUGUAUGAACAUUUGUUAUAAAAAGAGAAUGGCUAUUUGA
Hirundo rustica (Barn swallow) is the source of this 1826-nucleotide messenger RNA. It is a transcript of the gene ASPSCR1, whose product is annotated as ASPSCR1 tether for SLC2A4, UBX domain containing. Lineage: Eukaryota; Metazoa; Chordata; Aves; Passeriformes; Hirundinidae. The transcript is spliced from 17 exons. Bases 1 to 1647 code for a protein of 548 amino acids. The record is from RefSeq and is a predicted model, not a curated record. Gene Ontology annotation, molecular function: protein binding.